Molecule: messenger RNA, 3671 nt
Organism: Numida meleagris (helmeted guineafowl)
Lineage: Eukaryota; Metazoa; Chordata; Aves; Galliformes; Numididae
Gene: TNFSF10
Product: TNF superfamily member 10
Exons: 5
Coding region: 297-1175 (292 amino acids)
Biological process (GO): immune response
Cellular component (GO): membrane
Molecular function (GO): tumor necrosis factor receptor binding; CD40 receptor binding
Source: RefSeq, a predicted model, not a curated record
GGGGAUGGAAAGGGGCACAGCCCCUCUCUGCGGGCUGGGCUCCUCCUCCGCGUUAGCCGAGCACUUUCCAAUCGACUCUUGGCAACGUCUGGCCUAGGAACGCAGCAGCUGCGUUAAACAAAGCAGGACGGAGUCCGUUUUCCACCAGCGUUUCUUUCCGACCGCCUCAAGCCCGCGCGUUUCGGCGCCGGGAGCGUUACCGAGGGGCGGGAGCGUGCGCGGGGCGGCCCGGCCCCGCCUCCCCCUCUCCCCCUCAUAAAGGCCGCGGAGCCGCUCCGCGCGGUCCCGCCGCCGAGAUGCUGCCCGCGGGCGGGCCGAGCCCCGCGCACACCUGCGGGGCCGUGCUGGUGGCCGCCGUGCUGCUGCAGUCCGUCUGCGUGGCCGUCACCUACAUCUACUUCACCAACGAGCUGCAGCAGCUCCGGGACACGUACUCCAAGAGCGGCACUGCGUGUCUCACCGGGGAGGAGCUGGGAGACCUCAUCCAGAACUUGGACGUGGUGGAAAGCAAAGACAGAGUGGCUGACCCCUGCUGGCAAGUGAAGUGGCACCUGGGAAAGUUAAUUAAAAAGAUGAUGUCAAGAAUCCUUCAGGAAAACAUGCCUGCAAUCAACGGUGACAGGACCCAGGCACUGCCGCGCAGGGACGAGCCGCCGCAGAGCCCCACGCUCAGGAUAGCAGCACACCUGACGGGCAGCAGCAAGAGGAGCUCCGCGUCCUCGCACAUAGAUUACUUGUCCCACAAAGGCAUCGGGCAGAAAAUCCACAGCUGGGAGACGUCGAGGAGAGGCCACUCCUUCCUCUACAACGUGGAGGUGUGGAACGGUGAGCUGGUGGUGCCCCAGACAGGCUUCUAUUACAUCUACUCACAGACUUACUUUCGCUUCCGGGAAAACGAGAACGAGGACUCGGGUUUGUUGGAACGAAUAAGGAAUCCCAAGCAGCUCGUCCAGUACAUUUACAAACUGACAAAUUACCCGGAUCCCAUUCUGCUCAUGAAAAGCGCAAGAACGAGCUGCUGGUCCAAAAAGGCCGAGUAUGGACUUUACUCCAUCUACCAGGGUGGGGUGUUCCAGCUGAAAAGGGACGACAGGAUUUUUGUCUCGGUCAGUAACAGUGACAUAGUUGACAUGGACAAGGAGGCGAGCUUUUUUGGAGCCUUUAUGAUUGGCUAAAAGAUGAAAAUCACGCUCUGGAGGAAGCAAAGCCGGGACCAACCCAAAAUUCUGUAAAACAGGAUACGAAGCACACACCGUAGCAACACCAGCAAAACCAGGAGCCCCGUUUUCUGCUCACUCCCUCACUGCCAUGGCCAGGAAGGAGCCUGGCGGUGGCAGGUUGGCAAUGCUCUGCGGGUGGCCCAGUGCUGUGCUGUGUCCUGCAUGUACCACGGAGCUGCUCCGGGUGCUGAUGGGGCUGGAGGAAAGUUCCAGCUGUCAUAGGUAUCUCUCAUGCAGGGAGCCCUCCUAGUCCCCAGUGGAAUUAUUCUGGAAGUUUUUGUCGGAACCCGAGUUUUCCAAAAGGGAAAAGCCAUCAGAAGGUCACGCUGCACCUCUUCAUCUCAUCUCCCAAAGCACUUAAGCACCUAAUUAAUUUUAAGCGCACACAGUCUGACUAAACCCAGGGUAUUUACAUGCUUCAAAUUAAAUAUGUGCUUAAGCAUUUUUUUUUUUCCAGGAUCAUGGCUUGAAUAAGCACACUACUCUGCCUUAAUCAGUGUAUCGCACGUAAAAACAGCUGCUGAAAGGGCACAGGAGAGGUUUUGAAAUCAAUCAGUAUUUUGGGAUCAGCACAUUACGGCAGCGCCUGUUUACCUAAUGGCUGUACUGCAAAGAUUUCACCGCGCCUCCGACAGCCUCAGUAAUGCAGUUACACCUGUUGACAGCAAGUACUUGAUAAAAAAAAAUAAGUGUUUUUCUCUCAAUGCUGAAUUCUAUUUGACAUUUGCCACAAAUUGAGCGUGACACAGUUAUUCCGUGUUCAUUUCCACUGGCCUGGAUUUUGUAAUGGUGCAAGGCAGAAUGACAGCUUGCUGAGUAACGUUUUAGGGAAAACAUACGCAACUAUCCAUACUUAACCAGCAGCUACAGUUCAGAUAAUGCUGUUUUGAUGUUUAUUUUGUUUGUAGGAAUGGUUGAAAAGUUGUUCAUAACUUCUUUUAAGUUUAAACUGACCACUAAUUCUACGAGCGGGACUAUAGUUGGAUGUAAGUGUAAGGUGGAUGGGCAUAAAUGAGCACAUCUGCAGCAAUGUCACUGUAAAUACACUAAUCCACACUGUGCAUGCAUUUUGCCCGGGUUCAGAGAUACCACUGGGAAACAGAAGGUGAAAGAGGGAAAAAAAAAAAAUGGAGGAAGGAGGUAGUCGCUUUGCAAAUGCUACUUUCAGUCAACACAAUAUUGCCAGGAGAAAACCUGUUUGUCUGUUUUUGUGUUUUUUUUUUUAAAUAUAUUAAGGUUGCCGUGGGAACCUUCCCAUUCACCUUCCAUUGUGGUAAUUAAAUCACUGUGCAGCCCUCGUGUACGGACCUUGUGCACAGAUAGACGUGCAUCAUUAUCUCUGCUUUGUCAACAAGAGGAACUGAAGGGGCACAAGCCCCACUGCUCACCUUGGCUCCCGUGGUUGCUUGCUUCAAUAGUGGAGACCUUCAUUGGAGCCCUCCUUUUGUUCUUAGGACAAAAAACAACGGGUGUGAGCCUGAAAUGACAAGUCAAACUUCAGUCUGCUGUUCCAACACAGCAUCGCAUGUACUGAGUUCAGCGGUGAUCAAAUAUGUGAAUUUCUCCACCGUUUACUAGAACACACGGUUUGGAUCAAACUCAAAUCUGUCUCAGUGUAGAACAGAAAACAUACCUGAGGGUUUCUUCGUGAUCUCAGGACUUAAUUCAGAAAUGUUUUUGCCCGGCAGAGAAGGAUGGGGAGAACAGAGCCGUUCCCAACAGAAAUGGAUGCUGCUGUAUUUGGAAAAUGGACUUUUGUGGCUGCUUAUCUUAUCAAACAGACCAGGCUUUUUUUUUUUUUUUUUAAAGCGAUUUAUGUUGAAAAAUGUUUCUUAAAGUUAUUUGAAAGAGAUUUAUUUGAACUGUGAAAAAGCAUUUCCAGUGCUUUCUUAAGAGUCAGAAGCCCUCCAUGUGGGUAAGAAGCAAUCUGUGUAAUGUAGUGGUUGUGGGCUGACAGAAGGGGAUCCGUAGGGAUCCCCUUGCUUACAAGCUCCCGUGCUUACAGCUGACAUUAAGACAAACUAUGACACUUUCUGCUUUAUUCAGUGUUCUCUCUCCAGCUCCCAGUAUAUAAUUGGGAAUGCUUUGCUUAGGGAACUCUGCUGGGCAUUAUCUUUUUUAAUCUAAAUGUACCUAUUCUUGGGCCCUGCAUGCAGAGCAGAGGAUCACACCAACUAAUCACAUCUUAUUUCUGAGUAAUCCAAAGGCAUGCUUGCCAGAUAUUAUCCUGGGGAGAGACUAUCAAGUGGUAUGUGACAGGACAUGCUUGAAGAUUAAUGGAAAGAUGCAUCAACCUCUGAUUGUACGUUUGCACCGAGUCAUACUUCUCAUCUCACUUUAUGAUGAAUGGUGAAUGUAGCAAAUUUUUCUAUGUGGGUGUGGGUUGCGGUAAACAUGUAAGUAUUGUCAUUUUUUCUACAUCUGUUUUAUAUAAAAUGUUUUUAGUAAAUA